Drosophila ficusphila is the source of this 1931-nucleotide messenger RNA. RefSeq names its product zinc finger protein 287. Gene Ontology annotation, molecular function: DNA-binding transcription factor activity; RNA polymerase II cis-regulatory region sequence-specific DNA binding; histone deacetylase binding. NCBI's taxonomy places the organism in Eukaryota, Metazoa, Arthropoda, Insecta, Diptera, Drosophilidae. The record is from RefSeq and is a predicted model, not a curated record. The transcript has 3 exons. Gene Ontology annotation, cellular component: nucleus; cytoplasm. Gene Ontology annotation, biological process: cell fate commitment; regulation of transcription by RNA polymerase II. Bases 151 to 1887 code for a protein of 578 amino acids.
AAAAGAAUUAAAUCUAAUCAAAUGCUUCCAUUUCAAAAAAUCAAUACCAAAUAUGUCAUAAACCCCUUUACGAUUUAUUUAAACUACACUCAUGGCUUCCAAUUAGUUAGGAUAUAAACAAACGCUUCUGAUUUUUGUUCCUAACUUAAAAUGGAAACUUGCGGCCUUAUUUGUGUAAGUGGGGACUACGAGAAGUUUUUGAUGAGCUGCUCCCAAUGUCCCACGAUUGUGGAGGUUGCUCAGUGGCAGGAAUUUGUGACCCACAUCCGCAACGUGCAUAGCAAACACGAGUUGAUCCAAUUUCGGGAAGAUAGUGCUGAAAUAGAGGAAUUCGAAAUGGAAUUUAAACAGGAGCAUUUAGCUGGGGAACCACAAACGCAAGAACUGAUGACUGGGAAAAAGGAAUCAGAGGAGGAGGCUAACAUAGAGCUCGACAUAGAAGCAGUUGGCUCUUCGAUUGCCGCGCCAGAGGAGUCUGAUCUUUCAGAAGCUUCAUGUCAGCAGGAGUCCGACCAGGAAUCGGAGCAAAGUGGGCAAACUUCAGAAAGAGUUACAUUGUAUACUCUGCCAACAUAUAAGUUUCUACCAUCCUUUUUUCGCCGGGAUCCUAGAACUUUAAAGUUUAUAGAGCUCUACAAAACACAUCCUUGCCUUUGGAACCCAGAAAAUAGCGACUACAAGGAGCCCCGGGCAUGCAAAGAAGCUCUAAAGCAAAUGCAAGCGGAUUUGGAGACCUCGGAGUCCAUAUUCCUAAACGAGAUUACACUGAAAUUGGCCAUCAAAAAAAUACACACGCAGUUCAACACCGUUCACAAGCGAGUACUCUCUGGAAAUCAGAAACCUUAUUCAUUGCCUUUUAGUAUCUACAAUCUAUGCAGCUUCCUGAAGGCAAGCAAAGAUGACCAAGAGGCUAACAAAAACGAUAAGAUCAAGCUGGACUUUUCGAAAAAAAACAAGGUGACCACCGACCUGAUAGAGAUGUAUGCCAACUUUCCGCAACUGUAUGAUUCUACGCAUAAGGAGUUUUCUAACAUAAAUUCACGAAAACAAGCAUAUGAAAGCAUGGCAGCGGAGAUCUCUGUGCCCAAUGAGGACAUCAACAGCGAUGACAUCUUUCGCGCGAUCCAAAAUCUUCGUCAGUGGUACUAUAAGAGCGCCAAACAUCCCAUUAAUGCUGUUAGUGAGGGCGAGAAAUUCUACAUGGAGGUGUGCCAAUUCAUGCCGCCAAAAAUGUUCAAACAGCGACUGGUCUGCCAGAUCUGCCAGCAAGUCACUUUCUCGGAUCACGUACUGCAGUCACAUAUAUUCAAGGAGCACAACAUUGGCGAGCUUCCGUUCAAGUGCACUCUGUGCGACCGAAGUUUUAUGAUGCGUGGUGAGCUGACAAACCACACUAAGAGGGUCCACAUCGGCAAGACACACAGGUGCACCCACUGUGAGAGGACAUUCGCUGUGCCUUCGGACCUGAGGCUGCAUAUCCGCACGCAUACGGGUAACAAGCCAUACAUCUGCGAGCACUGUGGCAAGGCCUUCCGACUUAGAUCCCAAAUGAAGCUCCACGUUACUGCCAUUCACACCAAAAUCAGAGCCUUCAAGUGCACCAUGUGUCCCAAGGACUUCAAAAAAAAGGUCCACCUGACAGAUCACGUUAAAGGCCAUCUGAAUAUCCGUGACAAAAUCUGCAAUGUGUGCGGCAAAGCAUUCUACAGCGGUCAUUCUCUCAUCCGUCACCGGCAGAUUCACUCCGAUGUAAAGAAGUUCGUCUGCAAACUGUGCGACUCCAGAUUUUCCCAAUUCGUGGGUCUUAAUACGCAUAUGAAACGCACCCACAACAUUGUUCGCAACAACUCUCAAAAGCCUAAGGAGGCUACGGAAGCCGACCACUAAAGUCGGUUAAAUAUUUAAUCUUAAAUUAAAUAUUUAAAUAUAAA